CUAGUUCGUUCAGUUACGUUUCCGACACACGAGCAGCUGGUGCGCUGUGCUGCGGGCCCCCAGUUGCCACUCGUUUUACUUGAACCGAUUCAUUAUUAUUGUAUGACAUAUCCCUUGUAAUACAAUGACGUUGAACUAUUGUGGCAAAGUAUUUUUAGACAAAUAAGUGAGGCUGUGAUUAGUGUUGUGUACAAAAGAACGAGCGACUUGCGACAGUUAAAUAUUUGAUACCGGAGUUGCUGGAGAAGUAACAGUUAGGUUUAAAAGACAACGAAAGUAAAGAAACACAUCUAAAAUGGCGGUAUUUGGUUUGGUAUCGUCGGUGGCGGGCUUCGUGAAGGUCCGCUACCUCAUCGACAAAGCUGUCAUCGACAACAUGGUCUUCAGGAUGCACUAUCGCAUCACAUCAGCCAUUUUGUUCCUCUGCUGUAUUCUUGUCACCGCCAAUAACCUUAUUGGCGAACCGAUCUCAUGUAUCAACGACGGAGCUGUACCUGGCCACGUCCUGAACACCUAUUGCUGGAUUACCUACACGUUCACUCUACCAAAUUCACCUGCCCGAGGUAUCGCACAUCCCGGCCUUGGAAAUGACUUCGAAGAAGAGAAACGCAUCCAUGCCUACUACCAAUGGGUGCCUUUCAUGCUGUUCUUCCAAGGUCUGCUUUUCUACGUGCCUCACUGGAUUUGGAAGAACUGGGAAGAGGGCAAAGUCCGCAUGAUCUCCGAUGGUAUGCGAGGAACCGCUGCCAGCAUUGCUGACGACAAGAACAACCGUUUGAACCGGCUUGUCCAGUAUUUGGUGGAUACUAGACACAUGCACAACACUUAUUCCUUCGGUUAUUUCUUCUGCGAGAUUCUGAACUUCAUCAACGUGGUUGGAAACAUUUUCUUCUUGGAUACCUUCCUCGGAGGUGCUUUCUUGACAUACGGUACCGAUGUGGUGAAGUUCUCUAACAUGAACCAGGAACAACGAACUGAUCCUAUGAUCGAAGUCUUCCCAAGACUGACCAAGUGUACAUUCCACAAAUUCGGAGCUUCUGGAACGAUCCAGAAACACGACGCUCUCUGCGUAUUGGCCUUGAACAUUCUCAAUGAGAAGAUUUUCAUCUUCCUGUGGUUCUGGUUCAUCAUCCUGUCAGUAGUAAGCGGUUUGGCCCUGGCGUACUCUGCAGCAGUGAUCCUUUUGCCAAGCACUCGCGAGACGAUCCUAAAGAGACGUUUCCGUUUCGGUACACCAGCUGGAGUCGAAUCACUUGUUAGGAAAACUCAGGUGGGUGACUUCCUACUCCUGCAUCUGCUAGGACAAAACAUGUCACUGCGCGUGUUCGGUGAAGUACUGGAUGAACUGUCACGAAGGCUGCACAUGAACUCCAACGCACCAUCGGCCCCCUCCACCCUCGAGAUGGCCCCCAUCUACCCGAACAUUGACAAGUACGCCAAGGAAACAGAGACGUAAGUUUUGAGACUGAGGAAGAAUACACGCAACACUAUCAAAAUCGUCCUGUCUAGUCUCGAAUACGAUAUCUGAGAGAAUCAUAUAAACGAGAUUCCUAUACAAUCCAUUUAUUGCGAUCUCAGCUCUUGUAUCCAAGACUGCUUCUUUAUAAAAAGUGCAGGACGCAGUGUAUUGUUCUUUUAGUAAUUGUAACGCUCAUUCGCAGUAAUGUAAGAAAAUUCAGUUCCAACGACAUGAAUGACCAUGACAUUCCUUAUUUUACCUGUUUUAAAAAUAAGACAACAAUUGCCUUUUUGCCUUGAGCUUUAAAUUUAGUGAAAAACUACGAUUAAAUUAGUAUAAAAUUUGUUGAAACAUUCGUAUGAUAUACAAAGAACUGUUUGUUAUAUUGAUAUGAAAUUUGCUGUGGUACUAACUAAUUUUGCGAAUCAGCAACAUUUUACUGUUCACUGAGUACUAUUUGUUUCGUGUUUAUCUAGUGUUGUAAGUUCAAUGCAACUCGCAAAUAAAAUGCAAAUGAUAUUUAAAAGUACACACGAAGUAUACAUACAUUCAUUUCUAUCAUAAGUAUAGCCUAUCUUUUGUAUUAGUUUACUAUGAAAAUAGAGGUUAACAGCAAGGGAGAUCUGGGCAAGUUAUAUCUAGACAUUUAUAUUACUAUAUUUUUCAUAAAAUAUAUUAUGGACUUGCCCGCAUCUUUUCGUGAGUAGCCUAACACGUGAGAUAUUUAAGACAUGUUUAAUUUUAACUUCUUUUAUGUAUUGAUAAUUCGAUAAAAUGUUAAGACAAUAGCCAUCAUGCAUUAUGAUAAAACGUGAUCUAUAUUUCCAUGCUGUCUAGCUGGUCUUAUAUUUUAUCUAAUUGAUAUGAAAUAUUCAGUGAGUUAAUUGUAGUAGAUGUAAAGCUAUAACAAUGCUUCAGAAUAAACAUAUCGACUUGAAUAGGUCUUUCGAUUAUAAUUAAGUAGAUAGAUAUUAUAUAAUUAGAGUAUUUUAUACGUGCUUUUCUUUUGUUCCAUUGAUUUAGUAAGCAUUAUGGUAAGGAUAUAAAUGUAACUAAUAUUAUGUGUAGUUAGGUCUGGGAGUAUCUGCUGAUAGUCAAAUUUUAUAUAAUGUUACUUCAAUCUUGUGAUUGAUAUCAAAAGUAUAUUUGGUACUAAGACAAGCGAUCAUAACUAUAUAAAUGUAUGGCGUGUGAAUGGAUUCAAGGUACGUGUGUCAAUAAGUUCCAAGUGAAUAAUUAUACUCAUAAAUUGUUCCAAAUGUGCCAUUAAAUAAGAUGUCCAGAGGAAAGGCCACGAUUCUCAACGUAUCUCAAAUAUUAUUGUAGAAUAAGAAUUUGAGUCAUGCAUUAUUUUAAUAGACUGUGUGAUUGAAAUGAAUUAGACUCUUGGAAUCUCGAAAAUGUGUCUUCCAUGCACCUUUGUUGUUGCAAUGGAACUGGACUACGGCAGUUUGCGAUGUAUUGAUUAGUUUAUAAUAUAAAACUUUGCCAUUCCUAUAUAAAAUGUUUUGUAGUAAAUAUAAGAUGCUGCCCAUAUCCUACGUAAUAUCUCUGAGACUGCAACAAUCAUUAUUUCAAUGUGUUACAUUGUCUACAUUAUUAUAAUUCGGUAAUAAAUGACUUCAAAUAUUUUAA
Messenger RNA from Spodoptera litura, 3094 nucleotides. It is a transcript of the gene Inx3, whose product is annotated as innexin 3. NCBI's taxonomy places the organism in Eukaryota, Metazoa, Arthropoda, Insecta, Lepidoptera, Noctuidae. Gene Ontology annotation, biological process: phototransduction. Gene Ontology annotation, molecular function: gap junction channel activity. The record is from RefSeq and is a predicted model, not a curated record. Gene Ontology annotation, cellular component: gap junction; plasma membrane.